CCCCCGCCCCUUGCGUUGACCCUGGCUCGUGCAUUGGGGCCGUCGGAGCGGCAAGGCGCCGCGAGCUCCCCUCUCGGCGCCCCGCGGCUCCCUCCGGCCCCCCGGGGGGGGACGCCGCUCUCCCUGCGCCUGCUCCGCCAGAGGGAGCCGGGAGGCACAAAAGAGAGGAGGAACGGCCGGCCUGGCCGAGCGCCUCCUCGGAUCGGCAGAGGAGCAGAGGGUGCGGAAGAGGGAGGCGUCCUCUGGGGGCCCUGAGACUAACGGACUCACAGGGCUCGCGCACCGACGCAACACGAGCAGCUGCUGGCCCCGGGGGGCGGCACGGCGGGGGGGGGCGCCUCUCGGCCGGGGCCUUCCUGCGCGGGAGGGCCCGGGCGCUACUGAGAGGGCCUGAAGAGUGCCCUCGAUAACUUGAGAUGGAUCGAGCCCCAGGCCACGCUGAGCUGGCCAGCGAGCCCAGCGCGCUCCGGUGAUGGGAAGGCCGCGCGCAGUGCAUCGUCUUAUCGAACAUCACAUACCCCCUCCUGGCUUUCCAGGACGUCUCUCGAGGGUGCGUCUCGGCAUCACCGCCGUGCAGGUCGCCAGGCUCUGGCUGCCCGUGUUCCAACAAUAAGGGCACGAGCCCGUGCAAUCGACUAUGAUCGGAGAGGGCACGCGGGAGGACACGAGACUCUGCCGAGGACGCAGCCCACAGCCCUUGCCCGAAUAAUGACGAGGGCUCUUGGGCGAGGCAGGAUGGGCUGGAAUGAGGAGCAAGAUAUCUCUCUAGAGGUGCAGACGACAGACGCAGUGAAGACUGACUUCAUGCAGAGUUCCAUGGCGUUCAAAUUGAAGCACGGCCAGUCAUUCACAUCGAGCCUGCACUCUGGAUCUCCUGGAACACAGGCUAGACUCGGCGCUUUCGCCGAGUUUCGCCGAGCGUUCAGCGUGCCGCCCCCCACGAACUAUGCCUCGAGCAUCUCACUAAAGGGAAGGUAUUCAUUCCCAAUGGGGCUCGUCAAGAGUGCCUCCCUCGUGACGUCUGGCGCCACAAGAGGAGUAUACUCAUAUGGUGCAUAAUCAUAAUUACCGUCACCUUCGGCGACAGCCCAACGCGACCUAGUCAAGCCAGGGGCACACGCGCCGGAUCGAACGGCUGCGUUGCUGUGUACCAUAUGCAAAUCUGAGAGGUCCACCCUCA
Molecule: messenger RNA, 1180 nt
Organism: Prorocentrum cordatum
Lineage: Eukaryota; Dinophyceae; Prorocentrales; Prorocentraceae
Source: the annotation of a GenBank genome assembly